AUGGAAGACAUUGAUAUUUUAUCACUACAAAGUAAUGGUGUCAUUUCUUACCGGCAACGAAUAAUUCGCAAACUUGCGGAUUACAAUUAUACUCCACGUGAGCAGUCUGUUCUAUUUUCAGCUGUUGCUAUUGGAGCAUUACUAGCGAUUUAUCCAAUAAGUCUCAGUAUUGAGUAUUACGGGACAAGGAAUACCUUUGCGUUCGUUAUAGCUAUUUCAGCAUCAUCAACAGCUUUUUGUCCUUUAGCUGCUUCCUAUGGAACCAUCUGCUUGACCUUUUUACGUAUGAUUCAAGGUAUUGGAUUCGCAUGCUGCAUGCCUCUGAUAGGUUCUGUAACAUCAAGUUGGGCACAAAUGAUCGAAAAUGGACUAUUCAGUGGAGCACUAACUAGUUUUAUUCAGGUAUUGAGAAGGCUGAAUGGUGUUGACGACUCGCAAGCGCUAUCCGGCCACUGUCAUGACGCGGGGACUUUUGCCUGCUGCCUUUCGGCCCUGAGCCGUACGCCCCUCAUUGUUCAACCAGGUCACAUGACGUUCCCGAUAUGUAACCUUAUUGACGCCACGCUUAGCCUGGACGCUCGGUCGUCAUCGCCAAGCACCAACCAGGGCCCCUUCUCUCACUCCAUCCACCGUACCAAGCCUCCCAGUCACUUGGAUUACAAGCGCUCGCCACAACGCCCGGCAACUCUUGGACCUGCAAUAACAAUGCCAUUAUCGGGAUUCUUGUGUGCAACACAGAUUGGAUGGCCAUUGGCAUUUUACAUUCAUUCAGCAUUGACAUGGAUAUUCUUGACCAUUUGGUGGAUUUUAUACAGAGAUGAGCCAAGUAAAGCUUACUGGGUUUCUGCUUGUGAAUUAAGACUGAUUAGUAAUGGCAAAGUAGAGAAAAAAGCGCAACGAAAUGAUACAAAGUUGCCAGUUGGAGAAAUCUUUGCUACACCUUCUGUUUGGGCAAUUUGGGUAGCUGCUGCAGCCAAUAUGUACAGCAUUCAAAUGGUUGUCGUAUUUGCCCCAACUUAUAUAAAUCAAGUUCUUGGUCUACCUGUUGUCAGUGUUGGCUGGACAGCAGCUCUACCAACAUUGCUACAGUUUGUGAUUAAAAUUUUGGCUGGCAUCGGUAGUGAUAAAAUUACCUUUCUGAAUGAAACAACUAAAGUCCGUUUGUUUAAUACUAUAGCAUUUUUUGGUAUGGCAACGUUUUUAAUAGCUCUUGCAUAUACGCCAACAUCUCGAACUACUUUAGCACUUACUUUCCUAAUCAGUUCAACAGCAAUUCUUGGUUUUAAUACCGGUGGCUUUUUCAAGAGUUCCUCAUUGGUAGCCCAAGAGUUCAGCUACUUUAUCAACACCAUUGUGCAGGUUGUCAUGUGUACAGCAAUGUUAACAGUACCAUUUACCGUAUCGUUAUUGACACCAAAUGGCUCAGCAGAAGAGUGGUACUCCGUGUUCAUUCUGCAUGCUGUAAUGCUUAUCUUCGCUAAUUUAUUAUUUUGCAAAUUUGGAAAAGGCACAGUAGCCAGUUUUGUUCGUUCUAUUUCAAUAGCAAAAGAUAUAAAGAUACAUUUCUAA
Messenger RNA from Thelazia callipaeda (thelaziosis nematode), 1569 nucleotides. NCBI's taxonomy places the organism in Eukaryota, Metazoa, Nematoda, Chromadorea, Rhabditida, Thelaziidae. The record is from the annotation of a GenBank genome assembly.